AUGCCCAGCAAAACCGGCCGAACAAACAUGGCCAGCUCCAACCCUCCUCCGUCGCCAACCUCGUCCAGCUACCUCGAGCAGACCGUGUCGAUACUGACGUCGGUCGCCGGCUACAUGCGUCUGCCCGCGUUGGCUUCCACGGGCAUCGCCGCCGUCCUCACCUCGCUGCUGUACUUUAAGCAAAAGGCAUUGAUUUAUCCGAGCCACAUUCCCGCAAACUCUCGCUCCGACGUUCCCAAACCUUCUGACUUUGGCAUCAAAAACUUCGAGGAGUUGUAUAUCCCAACCGACGAUGGCGAGAAGCUCUCGGCCUACUACAUCCGGGGCCCUCGUGGCCACAAGAACUCCAAUGUCACCAUUUUGAUGUUUCAUGGGAAUGCUGGGAACAUCGGCCACCGAUUACCCAUUGCUCGCAUGAUCAUCAACUAUAUUGGUUGCAAUGUGUUUAUGCUGGAGUAUAGAGGCUACGGCUCUUCGACCGGCGAGCCCGACGAGUCUGGUUUGAACAUUGACGCUCAAACGGGGCUGAACUAUCUUCGGCAGCGGGCCGAGACACGAGAUCACAAGCUCAUCGUCUACGGUCAGAGCCUGGGGGGUGCCGUCAGCAUCAAGCUGGUGGCCAAGAACCAGGACUCGGGUGCUAUUACAGGCCUGAUCCUCGAGAACACGUUUCUCUCCAUCCGGAAGCUUAUCCCUUCCGUUGUGCCUCCUGCCAAAUACCUCACCCUGCUAUGCCACCAGGUCUGGCCCAGCGAGUCGAUACUACCCAGUAUCAACAAGGUGCCGACCCUCUUCAUCAGUGGCUUGCAGGAUGAGAUCGUCCCACCACGGCACAUGAAGCAACUGUACGAGAUCUCCACGGCACCCACCAAGCGGUGGAAGCCCCUGCCCGGUGGUGACCACAACUCGAGCGUUCUCGAAGAAGGUUACUUCGAGGCCAUGUCAGAUUUCAUCGCCGAGGUGACAGGCGACUCACCACGGGAGAAGACACGCAUAUAG
Messenger RNA from Fusarium keratoplasticum, 999 nucleotides. Its product is annotated as Hydrolase-4 domain-containing protein. The coding region runs from base 1 to 999 and encodes 332 amino acids. Gene Ontology annotation, cellular component: membrane. NCBI's taxonomy places the organism in Eukaryota, Fungi, Ascomycota, Sordariomycetes, Hypocreales, Nectriaceae. The record is from RefSeq and is a predicted model, not a curated record. The transcript is spliced from 4 exons. Gene Ontology annotation, molecular function: palmitoyl-(protein) hydrolase activity.